Messenger RNA from Lycium ferocissimum, 1602 nucleotides. RefSeq names its product F-box/kelch-repeat protein At3g23880-like. Lineage: Eukaryota; Viridiplantae; Streptophyta; Magnoliopsida; Solanales; Solanaceae. The record is from RefSeq and is a predicted model, not a curated record. The coding region runs from base 342 to 1493 and encodes 383 amino acids. The transcript is spliced from 2 exons.
AGGAAUCAUAAGUCGGAGAAUUUCCUUUAAACUCUAACAGAAGAGUUCCAAACUGUUCACAAUAUCUUGUCUUUUUUCUUUACUUUUAACCUGUUAGUCACAAAAAGCAAACCUCAGAACAGUAUAAUGAGGGGAUAUAUUUGGAUCGAAAGUAUAAUGAAGGUAUAUUUGACCCUUUUCUGUUAAUCUAAUACUAAAGGGACCAAAACCACAAUUAUGCAAUAGAGUAUGUGCUAAAAUCGCUAUUUUUUGAACUUGGAGCUUUCACAAGAAGGGAGAAACAACAAUAAACCCAGUAGCAAAAUUCCCAACUCCAAAGAGUUCUAAUUUGUGCAACCCAAAUGGAAUCCAAAGAAGAUGAAGCCAUUCCUCAACACCCAAAACGGAGCAAACCCACAGAUCCUCUUCAUUUUGAGUCCAUUUCAAGCAAAAAUACAGUCUUGCCAAUGCCUAGCCUUCCCGCAGAGCUCAUCACUGAAAUCUUGUUAAAGCUUCCUGUCAAAUCACUCUUGAAAUUCAGUGACAAGGACUACACCCACCAUGGACUUAUGUUUAAGGUUGCUAGUACUGCUAUCCGUGGCUUCAAGGUCUGUUCUCUUAGGGCUUUACUUUACCAUCCUCUAACGGAGGCAUUUGACUUGGAUUAUCCUGGUAAAAAUCUCGAUGAUCAUCCUCGGCUUGUUGGUUCUAUCAAUGGAUUGAUUUGUCUUGCCAUCAGAAUAUUGCACGGAUUUGAUGACUUGUAUCUAUGGAAUCCAUCAAUUAGAAAGUAUAAGAAAUUGCCUAGUUAUACACUUAGUCUGAGCAGCCGUAACUGUGAGGUUAGACUUUCUGAUUUCAAUUUCGGUUUUGCAUAUGAUGAGUUCCAAGAUGAUUAUAAGGUGGUGGGUGUUUUCCCUGUUUAUAGAUACGCAGGCAGCCUUUGUCGUGUUGAGGUCAAAAUAUAUAGUCUGAGGAGUAAUUCUUGGAGACGUGUUGGUGAUUUUCAAGGUAGAGAGUUGUUGGAUCAUUCUGCUAAGUUUGUGAAUGGGAAACUUCAUUGGCUUGACAGGGGUCGGAACAUCAUUUCUAUUGAUUUGGCUCAUGAGAUAUGGGUAGAGGUAGAGCAGCCCUCAUGUUUUAAAGGAUGUGGACGGUUGAAGCUAGGAGUGUUUGGGAGUGAUCUUUCUGUAUUUUGUAAUUACCCAUCGACUCAUGUAGAUGUCUGGGUUAUGAAGGAUAACGGAAUAAAGGAAUCUUGGACAAAGAUGUUUACCAUCAACUCUCCUGAAGUUCCUACGAGAUAUGUAUUUUAUUCACCCAUUUUAAUGUCAAAUGAAGGUGAAAUUUUACUUCAGUUUGGACAACGUUUCACGAAAUACAAUCCAAAGGAUGACUCAAUCAGAUAUCUAGAUGUUACUAACUUUGCUCCAUGUCUUGAGGCAGAAAUGUACGUUAAGAGCCUAGUUUGUCCCUUAUAUAGAGGGGAUCCUGAAUUCAACAACGGAGGCUGAAAUAAGUCAGAUGAAAACAUUUUCCUUAAGUGAUGUUAAACUGUGUUGCAUAUUGCUUGGGGAUCUUGUUGAUCACUUUCCUUAUCUGCACUAUUUUUAAGAAACAAUA